AGCUCAGUCCUACCACUCUCUUCUAAACCCACCCGACUACGUUCCAAGACCUUCCUCCGAGUCUUGCUUGCUCAUCGUUGUAUCUGCAGACGCUGACACGAGCAACAGGCAGCUGUUAUCUUUCAGCCGAGUCUGUCACCUUUCUCUUCUACCAACCACUGCGAGCUCUCGUACCCCUCCGAAUCCCUCGCACUACCCACCGCAUAGACCACAAUGGCUGACACGUCUCAGCCCCAGAAUCCGCCAAAGCCUGAGGUCACCAAGGGCGAAGAUGACCCUGCCACUGCCAUUCUGCGACCGAAGAAGUCCCCCAACCGUCUCUUUGUAGAGGAGUCUACCACAGAUGACAACUCCGUGGCUUGCCUUUCGCCUGCCAAGAUGGAGGAGCUGGGCCUCUUCCGAGGUGACACAGUGCUGAUCCGUGGAAAGAAGCGCCGCGACACUGUCCUCAUCUGCCUAACCGAUGACACCACCGAGGAGUCUAAGAUCCGCCUGAACCGAGUCGCCCGAAACAACCUGCGUGUCAAGCUCGGAGACAUGAUCACUGUCCACGCCUGCCACGACAUCAAGUACGGAAAGCGUAUCCACGUCCUCCCCUUCGAUGACAGUGUCGAGGGUCUGACUGGCAACAUCUUCGAUGUCUACCUCAAGCCCUACUUCCUCGAGGCAUACCGACCAGUGCGAAAGGGUGACACUUUCACCGUCCGCGGUGGUAUGCGUGCGGUCGAGUUUAAGGUCAUCGAGACCGACCCUGCUGAGUUCUGCAUUGUUGCCCAGGAUACCGUCAUCCACACCGAGGGCGACCCGGUCAAGCGCGAGGAUGAGGAGGCCAACCUGGCUGAUGUCGGAUACGAUGACAUUGGUGGUUGCCGAAAGCAGAUGGCCCAGAUUCGUGAGAUGGUCGAGCUGCCUCUCCGACACCCGCAACUCUUCAAGGCAAUUGGUAUUAAGCCGCCACGUGGAGUGCUCAUGUUCGGACCUCCCGGUACUGGAAAGACUUUGAUGGCCAGGGCAGUGGCGAACGAGACUGGAGCCUUCUUCUUCCUCAUCAACGGACCGGAGAUCAUGAGUAAGAUGGCUGGAGAGUCUGAAUCAAAUUUGCGCAAGGCCUUCGAGGAAGCAGAAAAGAACUCGCCUGCCAUCAUCUUCAUCGACGAGAUCGACUCGAUCGCACCCAAGCGUGACAAGACAAAUGGAGAAGUCGAGCGCCGAGUCGUCUCUCAGCUUCUCACUUUGAUGGACGGUCUCAAGGCUCGCUCCAACAUCGUCGUCAUGGCUGCUACCAACCGACCCAACUCGAUCGACCCAGCUCUCCGUCGCUUUGGUCGAUUUGACCGUGAAGUUGACAUUGGUAUUCCUGACCCGACUGGACGACUCGAGAUCUUGCGUAUUCACACCAAGAACAUGAAGCUGGGAGAGGACGUCGAUCUGGAGCAGAUCGCAUCGGAGACUCACGGAUACGUCGGUUCCGAUAUGGCUGCUCUGUGUUCGGAGGCUGCGAUGCAGCAAAUUCGUGAGAAGAUGGAUCUCAUUGACUUGGACGAGGACACAAUCGAUGCCGAGGUCCUUGACUCGCUGGGCGUUACAAUGGAGAACUUCCGCUUCGCUCUCGGUGUUUCCAACCCCUCUGCUCUCAGAGAGACUGCCGUCGAGGUGCCCACAGUCACCUGGAACGACAUCGGAGGUCUGGAGAAGGUCAAGCAGGAGCUGCAGGAGACUGUCUCGUACCCCGUCGAGCACCCAGAGCUCUUCCUCAAGUACGGUAUGGCUCCAUCAAAGGGUGUCCUCUUCUACGGACCUCCUGGUACCGGUAAAACGCUCCUGGCCAAGGCUAUCGCCAACGAAUGCCAAGCCAACUUCAUCUCCAUCAAGGGACCCGAGCUGCUCACGAUGUGGUUCGGAGAGUCGGAAGCCAACGUUCGAGACGUCUUCGACAAGGCUAGGGCUGCCGCUCCUUGCGUGAUGUUCUUCGAUGAGCUGGACGCCAUUGCCAAGUCGCGAGGUGGAGGCGGUGGAGACGCCGGUGGUGCAUCGGAGCGAGUUGUCAAUGCUCUCCUGACGGAGAUGGACGGUAUGAACGCCAAGAAGAACGUCUUCAUCAUCGGAGCCACCAACAGGCCCGACAUCAUCGACCCUGCCCUCAUGAGGCCGGGACGUCUGGAUCAGCUUCUAUACAUUCCUCUGCCCGACGAGCUGGGCCGACUAUCCAUCCUCAAGGCUCAGCUGAGGCAAUCGCCUCUUGCUCCUGGAGUCAACCUGGAGUACCUCGCAAAGCACCUCAACGGUUUCUCCGGUGCCGACAUCAGCGAAAUUUGUCAGCGAGCUGCCAAGCUAGCUAUCCGUGAGAGUAUCGCAAAGGAGGCCGAGCGCACCAUCGCCUCAAAGGAGAAGGAGGCUGCCGCUGGUGGUGGUGGAGACGUGAAGAUGGAGGGCGAUGCUGAGCCGACAAAGGUCGAGUCCGAGGAGGACUAUGUCGACCCCGUGCCCUUCAUCACUGUCGAGCACUUCGAGGAGGCAAUGAAGUUCGCCCGUCGCUCCGUCUCCGACUCGGACAUUCGUCGCUACGAGAUGUUCGCCCAGAACCUUCAGCAGUCGAGAGGCUUCGGCUCCUUCAAGUUCCCUGACCAGGAGGGAGGCGGAGAGGCCGGAUCUGGUGGCGCAGCUGGAGGUGGCGGUGGUGCUGCCUUUGGAGCAGAAGAGGACGAUGACCUGUACGCUUAG
Microstroma glucosiphilum is the source of this 2721-nucleotide messenger RNA. Its product is annotated as putative CDC48-microsomal protein of CDC48/PAS1/SEC18 family of ATPase. Gene Ontology annotation, cellular component: cytosol; nucleus; VCP-NPL4-UFD1 AAA ATPase complex. Gene Ontology annotation, molecular function: ATP binding; ATP hydrolysis activity; polyubiquitin modification-dependent protein binding. NCBI's taxonomy places the organism in Eukaryota, Fungi, Basidiomycota, Exobasidiomycetes, Microstromatales, Microstromataceae. The transcript is spliced from 3 exons. Bases 214 to 2721 code for a protein of 835 amino acids. The record is from RefSeq and is a predicted model, not a curated record. Gene Ontology annotation, biological process: autophagosome maturation; retrograde protein transport, ER to cytosol; mitotic spindle disassembly.